Molecule: messenger RNA, 879 nt
Organism: Carassius carassius (crucian carp)
Lineage: Eukaryota; Metazoa; Chordata; Actinopteri; Cypriniformes; Cyprinidae
Product: sterile alpha motif domain-containing protein 3-like
Exons: 5
Coding region: 91-879 (262 amino acids)
Source: RefSeq, a predicted model, not a curated record
AGCAUAAAUAUUGCAGCGCGGAAGCAUACAUGAGUGAAUCGACAGUGAUCCAACUGUCAGUCUCUGUCAGUGUCGAUCAAAGGCGGGAGGAUGGCGCUUCGACAUUUAUCCACGGAGGAUUUAAUCACGGAGUUAUUUCAUUUUGGGAUAGAGGUCACUGAAGAGGAGAGAAGUAAAUUCAAAGACAAUGAAGUUGACGGAGAAGCAGUGGACUAUGGAUUGACUGAGAGGAUGGUUUCAUGCCUCUUUGAAGGAUCGUUUAAGAAGCAAGCCAAAUUCAACCGAUUUGUUCAGCAGUGGAAAGAAACCGUGACACUAACCCUCGAGCCUGUCCCGGUACAUUCAGAGAAGGCUACAGCGGAAUCAAGUCAUCCCAUCCCAUCAUCAGCCUUCCCAGCAGUUUUCAUCAUUCCAAAAUUUCCCAGAGAUGUUCAGACAAAGUUGGACCAAAAACCGCCAUGCAAAAUUGAGAGAUCCGAUCACAACAAAAUCAUAAGAACAUUGUAUGAAACCAUUGCCCUGAUCAAAAUGUUUCCGACCAAUGAUGACUAUGUGAAAGUGUGUAAGGCCCUGAUUUUGAAAUACCCUUUCUUAAAGGACAAAGAAGGCAAUGGUUAUCAUACCUGGCACAUGUCUCUCAAACGUAAGUUCAAAUAUGAGCGGGUGCCACUGGUAGAUGAUGAAGAGGUGAGAAGAAUGAAACAGAAAUUUGGUCAUCACACAAAGCCUUUACAACAGGAAGAAAACACAAGCAAACGAGCCAAGGCAUCAAAGGUCAGAGCAUCUUCUUUGGUUUGCUGUAUAUCUAUGUGUGCAUGUUUUACACACAAGCAGUGUGGCCCAAUGGUUAGCCCCUUAACCCAGCGUGGAAGAGAAUAG